Molecule: messenger RNA, 564 nt
Organism: Procambarus clarkii (red swamp crayfish)
Lineage: Eukaryota; Metazoa; Arthropoda; Malacostraca; Decapoda; Cambaridae
Biological process (GO): peptidyl-serine phosphorylation; signal transduction
Cellular component (GO): cytoplasm; nucleus
Molecular function (GO): ATP binding; protein serine/threonine kinase activity
Source: RefSeq, a predicted model, not a curated record
AUGGCAAUGACUAGAGAAGAGAGCGUGGGCCGCCUUAGAGAAGUGUGUGAGCAGUGUCAGGUGAACAUUUUCGGCCCCUCCUUCCUCUCCUUCGUCAUGGACAAGGACUCCACCAGGAUGCUGGGGUCUGGCGGCUACGGCAGCUGCCAGUUGGUCUCGGUCUCUUCUUCGCUGUGGGUCGCCAAGACCUGCUGGACCGCUCCCUAUGGUACUCAAACGCUCAUCCAGGAGAUAAAGGCUCUGUCGGCGCUGCAAGGAUUGGCUGGGGUGCAGAAGUUGAUUGGUGUGUGCCCCGAGGCCCUCACCCUGAUCACAGAAUACUCCGGGGAGACCUGGUCGGAUAUACUCGAGCGCCGGCAGACCUCCGUACAGGUGUGUCUUGAGGUCAGCAGUCAGGUGUGCCGGAUCAUGAGUACCAUCCAUGCUCGGGGAUGGAUACACAUGGAUAUAAAGGCCAACAAUGUUUGCGUGAAGCGCACCAGCGAGGGUGUCCAGGCCACUCUUAUAGACUUCGGCUUGGCUGUACAAGAUGGCGCUCGGGUCAGCUUAGACCAGACUGCCUAG